AUGGGAUUACCACCUUCGCCUGACAGCGACACCUCUCUGGUUUCUCUUGACCCCGCCAUCGUCCGACAAAUCUCUCGCUCGAAAUCAUCUCAUCAGCAGCUGAGCGCAAAAGCGAAACAACCUUUUCCUAUCCUAGCAAGCGAACAGCACAUGCACGAAUCCCAUAACACUAUUCAAUACGAGCCUUUGCAUGGAAAACCACCGCGGAAAAUUUUUGAGAAGACGAGAAAAAACUCGUUACGACGUGUCAAGGAUAGCACCGAGGUUCUGCGGCAAAAGUCGACCAGCGCCCGGCAUGUUGCGAACACCUCUGAUGGCACCUCGGCUACGGCCAGUAAGGGAGGUCGUCAUUUCACUGUAGGCAAUGUGGGAACCGGAGGCAAGCUGUAUCUUAGGCCGACAGCAACUCAACCUCAACAAGCAACGCCAAAAGCUUUUGUCUUUCCCUCUCCGACACCUAACAGUACACUACAUGGUUCAUUACGACAGGAAAACGCCAUUUCGGGUUUACGGCAAUCUAUUUGGUCAGAUUCUCAGAUUUCGGACAAGGCACCAAACCCCACAGCAGCAAGAUCACCCCCAUUAAGGAGCAAAAUGUCUGACGGGCCACCAAGACCUUCCGCUCACAUACGUCCGUUCUCAUUCUCAACGGUCGAUGUGACCCACCAGCCAUCGGCAGAACCAAAAGAUGGGGUCUUACGUAUCGUAAUAGACAGGUCGGCGACAACUCGCCCUAAGACCACUGAGAAAUUCGCCCUGCCGACGCUGGAAAUUCCUAUUCCACAUUAUCGGUUGGGUAACCCUCAUUUUAGUAUACAGGGAACGCCUCUCUUGCGCAGCUCUGCUUACACCAAGACGUCGGGAGGCGUAUCCGAGAACUUGAAGCCAGCGUCGAUAUUGAAGACUAAUUUCCUCUCACCUGAGCGAAAAGAAGAAGGGCCCAGUGCGCUUUCCAAAAGCCAGACAUUUGAUACACUUCUCAGCUGUAGUGGCACCACAAGCGAUCUCUCCAAAGAUCCUGCAGGAGCAGCUGUUUCCUCUACGAGUCACAGCCAGGGGGAGCCAAUAGAUCCAAAGGUCUAUGAUAGGCUGACCUCGAUCAAAGAUGAACCAUGCGUAGUUCGUUACUCGCAAAGGACCGGAGCUAUCACUGCUGCUACACCUGCUCGAAUAGUAGCCCAGAUUUCUUCUGAAGCCUUCAUGGACUACGACCUCGUUUCGGACUUCUUUUUGACUUUCCGGGCAUAUCUGUCAACAGAACGUCUCCUCAGCUUGCUCUUGGCACGCUUGCACUGGGCCAUCAAUCGUCUCGAGGAUGACGGCCGAGUGAUUCGCAUUCGAACCUUUGCAGCUUUAAGGCACUGGAUUCUGAACUAUUUUGUGGACGAUUUUGUAGUCAACAGGAAGCUGCGAGUGCAAUUCUGCGACCAGAUCAAUGAGAUGUACCAUGAGGUCAGUCGAAGGACCGGUGGAGGCGUCAGUGACAUGAAAAUCUUGCUAGAUCUGAAGAGAUGCUGGAAUGGCAGAUGCUCCCUUUACUGGGACUCUAGGGAUUUUGUUGUUACACAGCAAGACGCAGAUAUAGUACCUGGUGGCAUCAUGGGAAGUCGUGACGCCAGCCUAACCCAGCUCGAUAUUGCUCUCGACCAAGAAAUCGGCAUGACACCAGACAACUAUCAAGACAAGGUUAGCGUUACGAAGAGUUGGUAUGGGUCACCACCAGUGACCCAAGGAUCGAAAACACAUGACAAACAUCCUUUUACCUUCACAGCCGGAUGGCCUACAUCUCCCACAAGUGAGCAAAGUUUGCAACCAAAGUCGUGCUCCAUUCCUGCCAGAGCGUUCAAAAGAACGCCACCUCCAGAGAGCAGCGCCAGACGACCGUACCCGGUGUCGCUUUACCAGAGAAUGCAGAAGUCGCCUUUCAAUCUUCCAACUUCUAUGGAAGACUCUCAGCGCCGUCUUAGCAAUGCUCAUAAGCGAAGUUGUAGCACCUCGGACUCGAUACGGGAUCAGGGAUCAGCAAAUUUUGUAUCGCAGCCUGUAUAUCUGGCAAGCCCCUAUGCCGGCAGUUUGAUUAGAGGCAACGUUUAUCCCCCAGCUGCUCCGUUUGUGGACGUUAUAGUGCCAGAAUCUCCUCCCAGUCAUAAACCUCGCCUCAAUGCCUCUCCGAUUGGGAUGUCUACCGCGUUUGAUAGCAGUGCAAAGUCAGGAUCGCCCACUAACCCUGGUAUGAAAACCUUGAUGGGCUCCAUUCGCCGUGCUCUUAGCAGCAAACAGACAGGCAGCAACUCCACCUCUUCAACCGAGGAGAUCGGUCCUCUUCCACCUUCGCUUCAUGGCAAAACAUCGAAUCUACCACUUAACUUGGCAAGAUCUACUGAUACUCUUAGAGAGAAAAAAUCAGCGCUUGCUUCUAGACAUCAUCUUCGAAUCGACCUUCUCUGUGCUGCCGUCUCUCAAAGCUAUCAGAUGGUGCAAGCCAAAGCAUCGGAAGAGUCAGUUGUUAAUCAUGGCUUAGGCGUUUCUAUAUCUGGUAUACAUGAAAGUUCAGGGUCUCAACAGACCCUUGGUUCAAGGGACUUUUCGAUCGAGGCCGGCGAUAUACAAGGUAUACCGGGUCAAGACGCUGUUCGGUCGGCUUCAUCGGUACUAGAUAAUACUACAGGGAAUGAUCUACCAAGGACGAUCACGGCAUUUGGGAGGGACAUGCAAGGAGAAGCCCUGGUUACUGAUUUAGAAUUCGCUGCUGCGGGCAUGGCGUCAACGCCAAUUCUAUCCACAGAGCGUAGCACACACCAGAGGAGAUCGAGCUUGGAAGAUCGUCGCCGCUCCAGCUCUGUCGAUACUGCUCUUGCACGAAGAUCGAGAGAGCAAGGAAAAAUGCGUGUGGCUAGAUCUGCGGGACAGCCGAGUCGCAUAGAGGCAUAUACAAGAAGAACAUCGUCUUCGGAGCCAAGCGAGAGGCUUAGAGCAGCCGUCUCGCCCUCAGCUCUCUUGCACACAGACCAAAGGCAGAGCCAUGCCUUGCCACAUGGUCCGUACCCAAAUUUUGACGCCAGCGUAGCCUCGUCAGCAAUGAAACAGUCCAAACUCGAGUUUCAAUCACAAGGGCACACCUUGCGCAGACGCCCAGGCGGCAAUCUACGGAACAUCGAAAACGUGCACGACUUGGCGGCAGGUCCUCGACGCCAAUCAACAGGCUCUUUGACCACCCAAUCAGAAUCAGUUGGAUCCAUGCUUGUCAUGGGCGGUCAUAAAGUCACGAUGUCGAAACAGAAGAAACCUGCUCUUCAAGUUGCUCAGCAUCCUAUCUCGCUGAUUCGCACCCACUCAUCCCAGCAUCUGAGACCCUCGUUUGAGGCAGCAAUUUCGGGAUUCUCGGCCAUUCCGGACGAUGCCGACGGGGGCCUCGAAGCAACCUUACUCAAAUUAGAAGGCAGAUACAAGCAUGCUUCGCCUGAGAUCGGCAUUGAAAUGGGUGCUGAAUGUGCUCGAGAUCAGACCGCUAUGGUGGGCUCCUCAAGUACAGAUCCUCGGCAGAACUUUGAUGGCAACGCUUCAUAUCCACAAGGGGUCCAGGCCCCUAUCUCUACGCGCGGCAGCAAUCCUCGCUUAAGGCAGCCAGCUUCAGCCUCAAGAACCAGAAAACCAGGCAUCAAAACCGUUUCUGCAAGGUUUGGCCAACCAAAAAGCUCCGUUGCAGAUUCUGAGGAAUCGUACAGCUCUAUUCCGUUGCUUGAGCGAGGCCUUGUUGGCGAUGCCGUGAAGAAGCCAAACGCUCAUUCCAAGUCAGCACCAACCGUAUCAAUCCCCAGUCCACUUCUCGAAGGUCAGGUGAUUGUCGAGACCCAGAGAGACGUGGCUUCUCCGCAUCCUUCAAUCGAGUUAGUUGAGAAGACAGAGAGCAUGGGCAGGAUUCCGCAUGGCUCUACUCUUCCAGAUGUUCGCCCGCUUACUGCAAAUGGCUCGUUUCUGCUCGAUGAGGAUGACAACUUGACGGAUCUCUCGUCCGAGAUGACUGUGGACGUGAUUGAGCACUCAGAGGUACAGGCCCCGAUUGUUUCUUCUCCGGCUGGCGCUCCAGGUAACGUAACAUCGGGGCAUCCACUGCCGACCCAUCCUUUGGCUCACCCACCGUCGCCAGCAUUCUCAAUUCAUCAAGCUGUCACUCCAGUACCUCCGGUAAACCCGAUGAUGUAUCAGCAAAAACCGCUUACACCGCAGCCCUCACCCACUCAGGGAGUUGUAGCUCACGAUAGCCAGCGUUCGCUUUCGCAAAUCCUGCCUCCGAGAAAGAGUCCCGCUGUUGCCUCUGCAACUGUGACAACGAGUGCUGGGCAUAUUCCAUUCGUCCUUGCAUGUGAGUCCGUAGUUCUUGCACAGCAGCUCACCCUUGUUGAGAAGGCCGCCUUGAGCGAGAUCGAAUGGAGUGACCUGGUGGACAUGAAAUGGGACAACAAGUCGCCAAACAUCCUGAAUUGGGUUGAAUAUCUAGCGGCUAAGGACAACAGGGGCAUUGAUAUUGUCAUCACCCGAUUCAAUCUCGUUGUGAAAUGGGUACUUUCAGAAAUCGUAAUGACGCAGAACAUCUACGAGCGUGCCCAAGCAAUCACAAAGUAUAUACACAUUGCUGGCCACGCCAAAAGAAUCCAUAACUACGCGACUAUGCUUCAAAUUACGAUUGCACUAACAUCAAUCGAUUGCACAAGGCUCAAGGCUACUUGGGAGCUUGUUUCAGAGUCAGACCAAGUACUUCUAAGGGAGAUGGAAACGUUAAUUCAACCUAUCCGAAACUUCCAUGACCUGAGAAUAGAGAUGGAAACGGCCAAUUUGCAGGAUGGCUGCAUUCCUUUCGUCGGCCUCUAUGUCCACGAUCUUACUUACAACGCCCAAAAGCCAUCUCAGAUAGCAAAUAGCCUGGGCGGAGAGCCUCUAGUCAACUUUGAAAAAUAUCGUACCAUCGCAACGAUAGUGAAGAGCUUAUUACGGUUGAUCGACGCAAGCUCGAAGUAUAACUUUGCACCCAUCCCAGGUAUCAUCGAACGUUGCCUGUGGAUGGCCGCUCUCAGCGAUGAGAAGAUUACCGCCCUGAGCAAGUCAAUCGAGCAGUGA
This is a messenger RNA of Endocarpon pusillum Z07020, 5115 nucleotides long. RefSeq lists its product as uncharacterized. Gene Ontology annotation, molecular function: guanyl-nucleotide exchange factor activity. The transcript is spliced from 3 exons. The coding region runs from base 1 to 5115 and encodes 1704 amino acids. Gene Ontology annotation, cellular component: plasma membrane. NCBI's taxonomy places the organism in Eukaryota, Fungi, Ascomycota, Eurotiomycetes, Verrucariales, Verrucariaceae. The record is from RefSeq and is a predicted model, not a curated record. Gene Ontology annotation, biological process: positive regulation of GTPase activity; Ras protein signal transduction.